CUCUUCCAUAUAAUGGAUUCUUCAAUGCAAACAGAAACAAUUUUCACGUGUCUGGACGCAUCUUAUUGGCCAACGAGUCCUUCUGUACUCCCCAUCUGCUCUCCUACAUGUGGCUGUUGCACACCAGAUUCAGAUGGGAUGAAGGUCAGGUGCUCUCACACUUCUUACUUAUUAUAUACAAUGAAUCUUAGCAGUGUGCCUUGCAGAAAUCCAUUUGAACUGUGUGAACAAAAUCAUGCAAAUAUAAUGAUGGCAUAAACGGAGUCAAAUAAUAAAUAAGGCUCAUUGGGAUUGUAAAUGCAAAGCCAAUUAAAUGUAGUUUAUUUGCUCUGAAAUGUUUUGAUUAAGCCCUUCAUGGCGUUUCAUUUGGCUGCACCUUGGUCACAGGCAACACAGCUGGCUAAUGAUGGUGUUAUUUGAUUGAAUAGACGGCCUCCAGAUGGUCAGUAGUCAACAGGUGAAUUAGUCAUGUGUGAUUCUGUGAAAGGUUAUUGUAAGGGACAGCCAACCUCACGGCUUUUGUUUCUUGCUGCAUACCAGCUGUGUCAUUGAUAUCCUUUCCUUUACUGAACUAUUUUUUUUGCUGAAGGAUUCAACUGAGAUUAUCAUGGCACAAAAGGAUCAUGCAGACAUCCACCAAGGUCAGACACAAAUACCAACGUGUGUGUGUCUGUAUGGUUUAUGGGGACUCUCCAUAGGCGUAAUGGUUUUCAUACUGUAUGUGCUAUUGCCCUACACCAACCCUACCCCUUACAGGAAACUUUGUGCAUCUUUAGAUUUUCAAAAAAACCAAAACACCAUUUAGUAUGUUUUUUUUAAGCCUUUUGAAUUACGGGGACAUAGGCAGUGUCCUCAUAAACCACCUUCAAAUUGUAAUACCUCUUGUCAUACCCAUGUCAUUAAACAAAUUUGUGUCCCCGUAAACCACACACAAGCACACACACACACACACACACACAGAGCAGUCUCAGACUCUCAGCCCAUCCCUCAGAGAAUCCAUGACAAUAAGAGGGGUGUGUCUGACUCUGCUUUUUGGGCUCCUCGGUUUCAAAUGAGUCAGAGUACACAGAGUCGUCCAUAGAGAACCUCUGACACUCACAGAUAAGGAUUAUGCAAGACUCAGUCAGAGGAACAGUAAAACAUUUGGUUUCACUGAAGCUUGGGCUUAUUUAGCGUGGACUGACUUUGUGAAAGAUAACAGGAUUUGCUUUGAGGGUUGGAUGGAGCCAAAGAUAGACAUCAGACAAGAUGGCAGAGAUGAGGGGAAACGAAGCAGUCGGACAUCAUCCUUGCCUAGCCUAUGGCACAACAGAAAAGACUGGGGCAAAAUAAGGUCCUUGCAUCCAUCACUCAGUUUGACUUCUUCCUCAAUACCUGUUCUUCCUGCUGCUCAUGUCACUCAGCUCAGUAAGUCAGCACCAAUGCUAAUGGACCCUCUUCUUGAUGCAAGUGUGCUGCUGCAAGCACGGACUAACAUUCAUAAUAGACUUGGAGGUGUUCAGACAGGGGAUGACGAUAGUAGACGAAAGACCCUACCCACUCUAUGUUCAAAGUCACCUAAACAUCUUGCUCCACUGGACAGUAUAUACAGGAAUGGCUCUGCACGUUCAAGUCUUGAGCACCCACUGCCCUUAAAACAAAGUAGCAUCUUGCCCAUCUCAUCACAGUCCAGGAGAAGACUGGAAAGGAUCUCCAGGUCGUCUUCCAGAAGAUCCAGAGGCACCAGAGCAGGCAGUGAAGAGAGCAACUCCUGCAGCAGUAGUAGCCAAGAAGAGGAUGAGACGGUGCCUCAAGAAACACACAAGAUUCAUGUGGGCUUAGAUAAGUCACUGAAUCUGGAACUGGGGACUUAUUUGGAUUUUCAGGACUUUGCCAGUUCAGUAAUACACAAUACUAGAGAAGAUAUAACUUUAGACAACAAGAAAGGCUAUACAUCUAUCAAAUCAUUGACUGUCAAGGAAGUCGAGGAUGAAAUAAGAUGCAAGUCCACUAAAACAACUGAAAACUCAGAUGAAUUUCUGAGGAAGUCCCCAACUAUGGUCUCUGAAGAACCCCAAAGCAUAAUCAGACAAACACAACCUAUAGACAGAGGAUCCUGUUUAAUUGCAGGUGAGAAGCACCUCACCACUGUGGAUACUGGUGUAGUAGAACAAACUUCACAUGAAAAGAACAAACCAGUUAAGACGAUCAAAAGAAAUGACAGUAAAGGCAAAACAUCUAUUCAGACAAAUCAGUCAUUCAAUAUUCUGGCACACAGAAAACAAAGUAUUGUUAAAACCACAAGGAAUAGGAUAAAUUCACCAAUUCACUCAAAGGUGCAACUCAGAGAAAGUAAACCCACCAGCCUAGAUAUUGCAGGAGUGUCUAUUGCAAGAGCACCAUGUAAAAAAACUGCACAUGAAGCCCCAACAGCAAGGGGGGUCUCUGAAACUUUUCAACACAUGAAGUUGAGUGAUGACAAGAAAGUAAGCAGUAACAGCCAAAACCAACUUCACAGAGAUCUAAGAAGUGCAAGAGCAUCCAAAAAGCCAGCAACAGGACCAGGACAGCGAACAAGGUCUGCUGUGGAUUAUGUCACUUACAACGACAUGUUUCUGAAGAUCAGCCAGGGAGAUGAAGGUCCAGCAAUCUACGAAAUGUUUGCGACUCCGGUUUAUGAAAAUCUUAGAGUAGACAGUUCUGCAGAGAGAACCAGACAGGUCCAUACAGCACUUCAAGUUAAAAGACAAACCAAUGGAAAACUGAGGGGCCAAAAAACACUGGAGGUUAACCGAAGGAAACAAGCUCAAUCAGAAAGAUCUAGCCGAGCUAAAUGCAGGCAACUCAAACGGAGGGAUAAUGUUACCAAGGGGAUAAAGAAAAACCCACCCUCUUCGGAGAAUAAAUGCCAUGUCCUUGUAACUUCUGCUUGUGGAGCUGUCCAGCAGAAUAAUUCUGAAAUGCACAUCGAGGGAGAUGGAAGGGAAUUAUCAAGCGCAGAGAGACAACGUACUUCCAUACUAUCAGUGAUUGAGGAAGUACUUUCCAACACUGCAUCCAAAACAAGUCUUAUAAAGGAAAUAAUACAUCAAGAACAAACUCCAAUUGAUGCAGGUGCCAAAAGUGUACCUGAAAUAUCACACGAAACCAAAUUGCCAUCGCAACCUCUUAUCAAUACCUGGACAAGUAACGGAACAGUAUCACCUGUGUACCACAGCUUUCUAGAUGAGGUUGGCGAUGGACCUCUCACAGAUGACCUGCUGAGGUCUUUGGCAGAGGAGUUGAUCUCACUCGAGAGAAGAGAUGUUGAAACACUCAAGACUGAAAAGGAGGAUAGCACAGAGUUCAAACAUAACGUGCCUUCAAGAUUUAGAAUUUUUUUAAACGAGGGUUCAUCCUCAGGUGAACUGCAUUACACUAAUGGAUCUUGCUCAGAUGAUGCCAUCACAUGGACAAAAGGAGAGGUUCUGGGUAAAGGAGCUUAUGGAACAGUGUAUUGUGGGCUAACCAGUCAAGGUCAGCUGAUUGCAGUAAAACAAGUGGCACUGGAUGCUUCAACUUCAGAGAUGGCAGAAAAAGAGUAUGAACGCCUUGAGAGAGAAGUGGAUCUUCUUAAGACCCUUCAUCACACUAACAUUGUUGGUUUCUUGGGCACAGCUCUCUGUGAGAAUACUGUAAACAUCUUCAUGGAGUAUGUUCCAGGUGGCUCUAUCUCAAAUAUCUUGAGCCGGUUUGGACCCUUGCCAGAGAAGGUCUUUGUUCUAUACACUAGACAAAUUCUGGAAGGUGUUGCCUAUCUUCAUGCUAACAGGGUCAUCCAUAGAGAUCUGAAGGGGAACAACAUAAUGCUUAUGCCCAACGGAGUGGUCAAGCUAAUCGACUUUGGUUGCGCUCGUCGUCUUAGCUGUCUUCAGACUUCAACUGGAAGUAAGAGUGACCUUCUGAAGUCUGUGCAUGGUACCCCGUACUGGAUGGCACCAGAGGUGAUAAGUGAGACAGGUCAUGGACGAAAAUCAGACAUCUGGAGCAUUGGCUGCACUGUGUAUGAAAUGGCCACAGGAAAGCCACCCCUUGCUCACAUGAACAAGAUGGCAGCCCUCUUUUACAUUGGGGCUCAAAAGGGCUUAAUGCCAUCUCUGACUGAUGACUUCUCUACACAUGCAAAGGACUUUGUCAAGGCUUGCCUAACCAGAGAUCCAAAGCAACGACCUUCAGCAGAGGAACUGUUAAGGCAUCCAUUCCUCUCUCAUCACAGCCAAGCCUGCAAUAGGCCAAUGAACUGAAAACUUAAUUCACCAAAUCAAAAAGUGACUUUUAAAAACAAUGAUACAAAGCAAACUGACAUUGUGAGGCAACAUAAUUUAACAUGGAGAAAAAUGUAAUUUAUAAAAUAACACAGUGAAGAUCUAGAAAUAGUUAUUUGACAAAUGUGCCAAUAAGUUCUUAACACAAUAAAUGAUCACAUAAAGACUGAGGUUAAGGUAGUGAAAACCAUGGAAUUUAUUAUUAAAUCUAAAUAAAAAUUGGGAAAAGACAAAAAAAAAAAAAAA
Molecule: messenger RNA, 4529 nt
Organism: Onychostoma macrolepis
Lineage: Eukaryota; Metazoa; Chordata; Actinopteri; Cypriniformes; Cyprinidae
Gene: map3k19
Product: mitogen-activated protein kinase kinase kinase 19
Exons: 9
Coding region: 1221-4262 (1013 amino acids)
Biological process (GO): protein phosphorylation
Molecular function (GO): ATP binding; protein kinase activity; protein binding
Source: RefSeq, a predicted model, not a curated record